UAAUAAACUUAUUAAAUAGAUCCUCACGUAAAUCAAAAUGGUGCGUAUGAAUGUGUUGGCCGAUGCCUGUAAUGCUAUCAACAAUGCUGGAAAGAGAGGAAAGCGUCAAGUUCUGAUAAGGCCAUGUAGUAAAGUAAUCAUCCGGUUCCUCAAACUUAUGCAGAAGUAUGGCUAUAUUGGAACUUUCGAGCACAUUGAUGACCACAGAGCUGGAAAAAUUAUUGUUCAGCUGAAUGGAAAGCUGAAUAAAUGCGGAUGUAUUUCACCGCGAUUUGAUGUUCAGGUUCCCGAUAUUGAGCAAUGGAGUGUACACUUGCUGCCUUCUCGACAGUUUGGCCACGUAAUUCUGACGACCUCAGCCGGUAUCAUGGAUCACAACGAAGCGAGGAAAAGGGGAGUGGGUGGAAAAAUUGUCGGAUUCUUCUUCUGAUUAAAGACCGAAUGGUUCUUCCCGAACUGCGUAACUCUUUUGUCACACCUUAAGAUGUAAUUCAGUUUUGGAAUUGAAGAUCGUUCAA
This is a messenger RNA of Symsagittifera roscoffensis, 518 nucleotides long. Its product is annotated as small ribosomal subunit protein uS8-like. The coding region runs from base 38 to 430 and encodes 130 amino acids. The record is from RefSeq and is a predicted model, not a curated record. Gene Ontology annotation, biological process: translation. Gene Ontology annotation, cellular component: cytosolic small ribosomal subunit; ribosome. Gene Ontology annotation, molecular function: structural constituent of ribosome. The transcript is spliced from 3 exons. NCBI's taxonomy places the organism in Eukaryota, Metazoa, Xenacoelomorpha, Acoela, Convolutidae.